AUGUCUGUGGAGAAGUUGCAGGAAUGGAGACAGCGGAUGCACAGAGCUCACAGUGUGGUCGACUUCUGGCUGAAAUACUCUCAUGACACCGUCCAUGGAGGCUUCUUCACGUGCCUCGGGAAGGACGGGAAGGUAUACGAUGACCUGAAGUACGUCUGGCUGCAGGGGAGACAGGUGUGGAUGUAUUGUCGCCCUCUACAGAACCUGGCGUUCCGCAGGCCUGAAAUUCUGGAAGCAGCAAAAGCGGGUGGAUCCUUCCUCAGAAAGUUUGCUCGUGUGUCCGGCAGCAGCAGCAGCAGCGGUCAGUGGAAAUGUGCCUUCUGUUUAACCAGAGAUGGUAAAGCGGUGAAAGUUCAGAGAACGAUAUUCAGUGAGUGUUUCUACAUCCUGGCCAUGGACGAGCUGAGCAGAGUCACUGGUGACAAGGACAUGCAGCGCGAGGCCGAACAGAUGAUGGAGCAGCUGAUCUUCUGGGUUCGGGAGGACUCGUCAGGUCUGGGCCGGCCGCAGCUCCCUGGAGACGUUCCCACCAACAGCAUGGCGGUUCCCAUGAUGCUGUUGUGUCUGGUGCAGCAGCUGACUGAAGGCCAGGUGGAGGAGGUGGUGCAGAAGUACAGAGAGCUGGGAAGCUGGUGUGUGGAACAGAUUCUACAACACGUCCAGAGAGACGGCACGGCUAUUUUAGAGAACGUAUCAGUGGAGGGAAAAGAGCUGCCAGGCUGCCAGGGCCGGCAGCAGAACCCAGGACACGCUCUGGAGGCAGGCUGGUUCCUGCUGCAGUUCAGUGCAGAGCGAGGGGACAUGAAGCUCCAGCAGACCGCCAUUAACAAGUUUGUGGAGCUUCCUUAUCAGGCCGGCUGGGAUAAAGAGCACGGAGGCCUCUUCUACUUCCUCGACGUGGAUGGUCACUGCCCCACACAGCUGGAGUGGAGCAUGAAGCUGUGGUGGCCUCACUGUGAAGCUCUCAUUGCCUUCCUGAUGGCCUACAGUCAAACCAAGAGACCAGAGCUGCUCCAGAGAUUCUCUCAAGUUUAUGAAUACACAUUUAGCCAUUUUCCUGAUGCUGAAGGAGGCGAGUGGUUCGGCUAUUUGACACAAGAGGGGAAGGUAGCUCUGGAUAUGAAAGGAGGGCCGUUCAAAGGGCUCUUCCACGUUCCUCGCUGCCUGUACAUGUGUGAGCGUCUCUUGGAUGAUCUGCUGGUUAAGCCCUGAGAACAUCACGGAUGUUAUAAAACAGGGAUUAAAACUGCUCCAGGUUACAGAGUCAGGUCAGAAAGCAGAAUUGCACUAAUGACCAAACAUACAGGAGCCCUCAGUGGACAGGCAUCCCUUCAAUUUCCUGUGAUUAACAAGUAAUUUCCGGUUAUUUUUCUCAAGGGCUCCACUUAUUUUCUGAUUAUCUGGGAAUAACGAAGCUUACUUUUUUGUGCUAAAGAAAUAAAGAGAAAAAACAA
Molecule: messenger RNA, 1454 nt
Organism: Notolabrus celidotus (New Zealand spotty)
Lineage: Eukaryota; Metazoa; Chordata; Actinopteri; Labriformes; Labridae
Gene: renbp
Product: renin binding protein
Biological process (GO): carbohydrate metabolic process; N-acetylglucosamine metabolic process; N-acetylmannosamine metabolic process
Molecular function (GO): N-acylglucosamine 2-epimerase activity; peptidase inhibitor activity
Source: RefSeq, a predicted model, not a curated record